This is a messenger RNA of Aphanomyces astaci, 1303 nucleotides long. RefSeq lists its product as hypothetical. The transcript has 4 exons. The record is from RefSeq and is a predicted model, not a curated record. The coding region runs from base 1 to 1245 and encodes 414 amino acids. Lineage: Eukaryota; Oomycota; Saprolegniomycetes; Saprolegniales; Verrucalvaceae.
AUGGCAAGUGCCAAGGGAAGCGUGGUGUCGGCAAAGAUACCACUAGGAAUCUUGGUCAAUGUGUGUGGUAUCAUGGAGAGCUCCCUCGUGGUCGUGCGCCGUGUCCUCCGUGAAUUCUUCGGUGCCAUGGCGUCACUCCGACAGUCGGCCCUCAUUGUGGCGAGUGUGAAUUCCAUUGGAAACGGCACCGAACUCCAUCGAUCGGUGUGCGCGUUGGAUGCUCUCUUGCAGCAGAUCGAGCGCAUUAGAUCGGUGACCGGAAAGCGUGACAUCGGUCAGCAUAUACGGCACGAGUGCUCGUGCCGCCGGGACUUACCGAUCGCCAUGCGGCUGUUGCAACAAGCAGAGUACCACAUCGUGUACAUCACGGCGCCGACCACCGCUCCUCGAGGGGAUGAACUCAAGAAUUUUGUACGAGGGGGUAACGUUGUGGUCCAGUUUAUCCUGUUGCGGUCUGAGGUCGAGGACAUUCAAAGCACUGCGGACAGCUUGAUGGCGUUGGUGGACGCAACGGCCGACAUGCCUUCCGUGUCCAUUGUACAGUCCGAAGACACGCUCAUAGACGUGCGCAACACCAUGAAGCCGUGGUUGCGAAAGUUGCAGGCACACAUGACCGCCGUUGUUCGGUGGCCGCCCUCGUCUCCAGACGACAUGUCUACAACAUCCCUUCAACUGGUCCUUCGAAGCAGCUUUAGCCUACACGAGACACAGGAAUCGCAAUGGCACUUGCUCCACGCGGGCUUGGCCCACCUCACAGCUCUACAUGUCGUGCCGCUGGAUUCGGUGGACGGCAGCGUCGUGAUCGGGCUUCCAUUGACCUCCGACGCCGCCUCAGACCCGUGCGUUGACCCCGUCGCCGUCAACAUGCACUACUUCCUGCGCACAAAUCAAAGUGGUAUCGUCGUGAAAUGCCGGAACAAGGCGGCUUCUGCGUUGGAGUUCUACUUGCUCGUGGCAGCUGGAACCACGUACUCAUCCCAGUGCCCCUUCAUGAUGUAUCGAUUAGCGCCAACUGAUCAGGUGCUGCUUCCACCACCGACGGCACACGAACCUUUCGACCUGCCGCCGAUAGACACGUCGUUCAAUCCUUCCAUUCCCAACCAACGCUUUAACCCAUUCGACUAUGAUUCAGGAGUCGGCGACGUCACGACCCAUGUUGUGACCCCAGUACCCAUCGACGUCGCCCCACAAGCAGUAUUGCCACCUGCUCGCUCACUCAAGACCAAAGCAAGGAGGUUCCUCUGACAGGCGCAACAAGCAGAACUUCGUCAUCAGAGCAUUCAUUUCAAUGUAUCACCUUCCU